Messenger RNA from Fragaria vesca subsp. vesca, 975 nucleotides. RefSeq lists its product as uncharacterized. Bases 1 to 975 code for a protein of 324 amino acids. The transcript is spliced from 4 exons. NCBI's taxonomy places the organism in Eukaryota, Viridiplantae, Streptophyta, Magnoliopsida, Rosales, Rosaceae. The record is from RefSeq and is a predicted model, not a curated record.
AUGGACGCUUAUGCUGGGUACAAUCAAGUUAUGAUAGACGUGACGGAUGAAGAGCAUACCAUGUUCACCACCGACAAGGGAGUGUACUAUUACAAGAGAAUGUUGUUCGGUCUAAAGAACGCGGGUGCAACCUACCAACGCCUGAUGAAUAAGAUGUUUGUCAAGAAACUUGGAGUAACCAUGGAGGUGUAUGUGGAUGACAUGCUGGUAAAAAGGCUUACCGUAGUCAACCAUGUAGCUGACUUGCAGACGGUCUUUGACAUCGUCCUUGUUGGGAUGAGACUGAACCCGGAGAAGUGCCUGUUUGGAGUCGUUAAAGGGAAAUUCCUGGGUCAUGUAAUAAGCAGGCAGGGAAUUGAAGCAAACCCGAAGAAGGUUCAGGCCAUAUUAGAUAUGGAGGUCCCCAAGCUCAGGAGUGAGGUGCAGUCCCUGACAGGCAAGAUAGCGGCCCUCGCUAGGAAUGACGAUGUCGUCGAGCUCCCGAUGUAUUACGUGGGAAAGGGCUUCACCUUGGCCGAGAGUAGGUACCCGGACAUUGAAAAGUUGGCAUUACUUCCAAGCUCAUUCCAUCACCCUGUAGCCAUCAAAGGGCAAGCGGCUGCAGACUUCAUCUCGAAGCUUACGCCCAUGAAGAAUGAUGAAGAGCUCCCUAAGAAUGAUCAAUCUGAAGUAACAAAGGCCCCCCCUAGAGGCAGAACCGAGUUGGAAGCUUUGGCACAAGAAAUUGGGAUAAAGCGUGUACAAGUAUUCAGUGACUCGCAACUGGUAGUGAACCAGGGCGGCGGGAUCUUUGAGGCCAAGGAGCCACAGUUGAGUUCCUACCAGGCACUGGCAAAGGCUUUCCUGCACAAGUUCGAAUCGGCAACGAUCACUCAGGUCCCCAAGAAGGAGAAUAGUAAUGCGGAUGCCUUGGCAAGGCUAGCCACCCGUCAACAAAACGAUCUUGGAGAUCUUUGCCAUCACCACUGGCCCUAG